Macrosiphum euphorbiae (potato aphid) is the source of this 1695-nucleotide messenger RNA. The record is from the annotation of a GenBank genome assembly. Lineage: Eukaryota; Metazoa; Arthropoda; Insecta; Hemiptera; Aphididae.
AUGUUGACCGUUCGAAUUCCCAAACGUAAAGUACCGAAUGUAUUUGGUCGAUCGCUCGCCUCUGCGUACGUUUGUCGUCAAGAGAGCCGCGCACAGUAUCCACCUAUUGUAGAUGUUAAACCCGAGCCGACAUUGUUACGUCAAGAACUGAGUGACCAUGAAAAAAUUCGUAACCUCAGUACAAUCGAAGAAAAAUCUAUCGGCAUAAACAUGCCAAGAUAUUAUGGUUGGCAGUCAUUAGUGGUAAAAGAUAAAGUAAUUCCUUAUGACUUUUUGCCAUUUGCUCAGACGGUAACAAAGACAAAAAUAUAUGAAGUAGACACUCUUCCUAAUCGACUUUCAAAUGAUGAUUGUCAACAAUUCAUCGAUCGUAUAAAACCUCAGCUAGAGGAUAGUUUGGUAUUUGAAUACAAUAGAAACAGAAGCAGAGGUAAAGCAAUAAAAUCUGACAAAAAUAUUGAUGAAUCCGGAUCAACAAAUGAAUUGGCUAAAAGUGUAGCAGAACAAGUAAAUCGUAUAUUCUUAGCCAAUCUGGCAGCUGAUUAUCCACAUUUAUUUGAAGCUCAGAUCGAUUAUGAACCUCGGGUUGAAGGAUUCUGGAACGUACAUGGGUUUGCAGCCACUAAAGAAGAUGAAGCUAUGAGAAAGAAAAAAAAUGUACCUAAAGAGAAUUUAAAAAAUCCCGUUGAUAGAUGGAUACAUUAUUUUGGUCGACCUACAAUCCAGGUGCGACAUAAUUUACCUUUACCCUCAGUUCCCCUAGACAAAUGGACCUUAACUACUGCUCAGUCUGCCACUUCUGAUAUUCCAAAGACGGCAUUCAAAGAAUUUGGUAUUCCUAAUUAUGAUUAUAAUCCUACAAUUUAUCAUAAAUUACCUUAUGAAAGGAGACAUGGCAUCAGUAUACCGGGUUUUUGGCCAAAUGAUCAACAAAAAUUUGGUUUGUUGUCCAUACACACCAAUGAGUACUUAGAAGAUAGACCACCAAAUUUUGGUGAAUCAGAACACCAAGAAGCUGUUCAUGCCCAAGCAAUACUAGCAUCAUUCGCUUGGUUGAUAGGUCAAGCCUCUUAUCAAGGUUUUACAAUUUGCAAUGAACUCACAUAUCCUCUUGUUAAUCAAUCAAUUAUUACAAAUGGCAAGACUUGGUCAUUUUACAUGUAUCAAUUAAAUACUAUGCGCUUCUUUAAAAGUCAAGAUGAUAUCAACCGUCCAAUUGCUCCCAGUAACAUUUGUUGGGGAACAAAACAAACAGAACUGUUUCACAACAUCACAGAUGACCGCAUUGUUGGUUGGAAUGAUGACGUGUUAAAAGAUCUUUUAAGUUGUUAUGUGAAUAUCCCUAAAUCACGAGAUCACGAAAUGUGUCCAUAUCUUGGUAAAGAACAAUUAGUGGCAAACAUAGAUGAUAUUAAAAGAAGGGUGUGGUUACAUAAUAGAUACAAAGUUUUAACAUCUCACAGACCUAGACAUCGUCUUUUACCUGAAGUUUAUGAUUGGGAGCGUAUUUAUAAGAUUGAAUAUGAAACCAGACAUUUUGAGGCCAGGAGACGUUUCUUUGAACUUGAACAGGAUCCACUGAAUGAGAGACGACUUGAUGACCAUUACGGGCCUUACAUACAACGCAAGGAUAGAGAUAAGGGAAGAAGAAUUAGGAAAAAACGAUUCGAUGACAUGUAUUAUCCUGAUGUUUAG